Messenger RNA from Penicillium nucicola, 1068 nucleotides. RefSeq lists its product as uncharacterized. The record is from RefSeq and is a predicted model, not a curated record. NCBI's taxonomy places the organism in Eukaryota, Fungi, Ascomycota, Eurotiomycetes, Eurotiales, Aspergillaceae. The transcript has a single exon. The coding region runs from base 1 to 1068 and encodes 355 amino acids. Gene Ontology annotation, molecular function: carbon-sulfur lyase activity.
AUGGCCCCUGUCACUUGUUUGUGUGGAGGCAUAUCGGUAGCAGUUGAGCUGGAUCCUACAGAUCAGACUCAACUCCAAUUAUGUCAUUGCAACAGCUGUCGGGCGGUGACUGGGCUGCUUUCUUCGUCAUACUACAUCCUUCAACAUGAGCCUGCCCUAGAUGGGCUGCAGAAAUACCACUCCAAAGACGUGAGCUACUUCUUCUGUAAGACCUGCGGUGCUCAUGUCUUCGCGCACAGCGAGCUCAAUCAUCAAUUCUUCGUUGCCUCGGGACUAUUAGCAGCAAAGGACUGCCCUAAAGUCCAGAGGAUUGAGCACUGGAAAGAAAGUGACACUGGAGAUGGCGGACUGAGUACAUUUCUUGCUGGAACCCAGUCUGAUAUCCCAAGCUGUCGGCUUCGCGCAUAUGACAUAUCAAACAGCCCACAAAACAGAAGCCAGGAAACAGAGGAUCUCGUGGCAACUGAGCCAGCAGAGCAGUCCAUAUUACAAGCCCGCUGUCUCUGCGGAGGAAUUCAAUUCUAUAUCACUCCACCAGACGCAUCAUCUUCACAAGCAUCUUCACCAUGGGCAGACCUCCUAGUCCCCUACCAUUCUGGCUCUUCAUCAAAUCCAGAUGAUGUCAAGUGGUGGCUCAGAGAGAAAGAUGGACACACCAAGUAUCUUGCCGGAACUUGCACCUGCACCACCUGCCGACUUAGCAGUGGCUUUCCUAUACAGACGUGGUCGUUUAUACCAAAGACCAAUAUCUUCAACACUGAUGGUUCACCACUGGCAUUUGACCAAGGUACUAUGCAACAAUAUAACAGCUCACCUGGUGUAUAUAGGGAGUUCUGCCGCUGUUGCGGUGCCACGAUCUUCUGGCAUUGUGACGAGCGUCCCUUAUUGAUCGAUGUGAGUGUUGGCUUGCUCCAAGCCAAUGGUGCACGAGCUGAGGGUUGGCUGGAGUGGGCUACAGGACGGGUCAGUUUUGCGGAGUUGGCAGUGCAGCAUGAUUUGUUGCAUCUCCUAGAGGAAGGCCUCAGAUUGUAUCCAGGCGGGAGCGAAAGGGUAUUAGGAAGCGAUUGA